CAUGCCUGCACCGUGGAAACGCUCCUGCCUCCGCUUCGUGCGCGCUGCCUGCCGUCUCCCCAGUCUCUCUUUCUACUUUAUUGUGCGUAAGAGCAAUUUCCUCCGCAGCCACACUUCUGUGCGAGGUUCGGUGCAACAAGUUUCGCAGGGAGCCGCAACACGCCGUCUGACAGGCUGACUUGUUUAGAUUUUUUUUUUUUUUUUUCCGCGCUCCACUCAUCUUUCUCUGGCGCUGUCACCACUAAAUCACUGGACGUGAACGCCGCGUCGCAGGCACACACACGCUCUCUCUCACACAUACACGCUCACUCACUAACUCACACACACACACACACAGAGGGAGAACAUCACUGUGCCAUAAAUUCGUGACUGGGCGCCAGAUGCAGUUUGCUCCCCAUAGCGCGUGUAGUUGUAGUUAAAUGGAGAUCGCGGCGGCAAGAGGAGCGUCGGAGUGCGUGGAGAAAAUGGAGAAAGAAGCGGCGCCUCAGAAGCGACAGUGUCACCGCACCACCGCGGUGAACGUUAUCUCGUCUUUAUGUUCGCUGGCGUCCGUCGCCUUCUGCAUCCUGCUGAGCAUCAACGCGGCUGAUAUCAAGAACCGGGUUGUGGAUUUGGAGAGUGGGGACGGCGAGCACGGCUUCAUCCGCGCUCCCGGCUACUCCAUGGAUGAUUUUAAUUCCCUGAUCGAGCAGAGAGUGGACGAGCUGCUCUCUCAGCGCUCCUAUGAGAGUUUUGUCAAGAUCCGGACUGCCAGACAAACGUCACCUGAAUGCAACUGCCCCCCAGGACCUCCGGGAAAGAGAGGAAGAAGAGGCCGCAAUGGAGAACCUGGACCUCCUGGCCCUCCAGGUCCGAAGGGUGAAAAGGGGGAUCAAGGCGACCAGGGACCACGGAUGGUCUUCCCUAAGAUCAAUCAUGGCUUUCUUUCCGCUGACCAGCAGCUCAUUAAGCGGCGUCUCAUUAAGGGAGAUCAAGGGCAAGCAGGACCGCCUGGGCCUCCGGGGCCGCCAGGCCCUCCUGGGCCAAGGGGGCCUCCAGGGGACACAGGGAAGGAUGGGCCCAGAGGUGUACCUGGUCUACCAGGUGAUCCGGGGCAGCCUGGAGAGACGGGACUCAUGGGGCCUGAGGGGCCAGAAGGGCCGAAGGGUUCUCUCGGACCUCCAGGCCUCCCAGGUGUUGACGGACUGAAGGGGGAUGUUGGCAUCCCAGGAUUGGACGGUAUCCCUGGAGUCAAGGGUGAAAUGGGAGAGCGAGGUGAAAAGGGCGACAUGGGCGACGAAGGGCCGAAAGGUGAUUUUGGAGAGAAGGGAGAUGCCGGCUCCUCUGCUGCAGGCAUCAAGGGCGAACCUGGAGAGCCUGGACGAAGCGGACACAAGGGAGAGCCAGGACUUCCAGGGCUGCCUGGACUCCCAGGGAUAAAGGGUGAGCCUGGAUUCCUCGGUCCCCAGGGAGAGCCGGGGCUUCCAGGACUCCCAGGAACUAAGGGUGAGAGAGGCGACCACGGCCCCCCAGGAAAGGGUGAACGAGGAGAACUUGGACCCAUUGGCCCAAAGGGCUCACAAGGAGAGGCCGGUGCACCUGGUUCUAAAGGGUCAAAGGGGGAGACUGGAGAUAAAGGAGACUUGGGAUCUGUCGGCCCGAGGGGGCCCCCCGGGCAGAAAGGAGACCAGGGAGCCACUGAAAUCAUCGACUACAACGGAAACAUUCAGGAGGCUUUACAGAAGAUUACCACUAUUACAGUAACGGGUCCUCCUGGACCUCAAGGGCCGAUGGGACCGCAGGGCACUAAGGGGGAUCGUGGUAUGCCUGGUCUCCCUGGACUCGACGGUGAAAGAGGCUACAAGGGUUCCAAAGGAGACAUGGGAAUGCCUGGAGCUUCAGGAGAGAAAGGGACCACUGGUUUACCUGGCCUUCCUGGUGUCAACGGGUUCAAAGGGGACAAGGGAGAUUCAGGUCUACCAGGUCCUCAGGGUCCCUCAAUCAGCGGUCCUCCAGGACCACCAGGGCCCCAUGGACCCCCAGGACCCAUGGGCCCCCAUGGUUUCCCUGGACCCAAGGGGGAACCCGGUUUGCACGGUGUGAAGGGCAUUCGAGGGGAACCAGGACACAAAGGGGACCGCGGACCACUGGGUCUCCCCGGAGCCUCCGGCUUGGACGGCAAGCCCGGAAUUAGGGGCAUGGAUGGGCCUCCAGGCCUCGCUGGUCCAGCUGGGCCGAAGGGCGACAUAGGUGAGAAAGGAGCACAAGGCGAGCCCGGCCCAAGAGGACCGUAUGGACUACCAGGAGCUGCUGGAACACCAGGCCUGGAUGGGUUGCCGGGCUUAAAGGGGGAGACAGGCGACGUUGGGGAAAGAGGCGAAAAGGGGGAGAAGGGAAAGAAGGGCAAAAAAGGGCCUAAGGGCGAGAAAGGAGAACAGGGUGCCCCUGGAUUAGAUGCACCCUGCCCAUUGGGCCCGGAUGGAUUACCGAUGCCUGGUUGCUGGCAGAAGUGAUCGCUCUAACCUGAAACGCAUGGAGUUUGUAAAUAAUGCUUCUUUUAUGGUAUUUAUAGUUUUUUUUAAUGGAUGAAAAAAAAAAGUCUAAAAGAAAAGAAGUCUAUGUGUACGAUGAUACAAAAAAAAAAAAAGAGAUAACCGUCCCCAAGCUGCUUCUACUCACAUCACCGUGUGGAAAACAAAAAAAACAAAACGUGUGUGUGCCGCUCUCUCACAUCCACAUCGUGGUGGAGUUCAGAUCCUCGGCUGGCGGCAGAACUUGUCUCUGCAGUCUCUGCAUGGCUCAGACUGGAGCGUCGCAGCCCCGGCCAGAUUCACAGGAGGAGGAGGAGGAGGAGGAGGAGGAGGAGGAGGAGGAGGAUCUGGACUGGCUCUCUAACACCAAAACGCUAGGUGUUCUGUGUUGUCUCGUCUCAACAAGCUCACCACCCCAUUCAUGCGGCGCCAUUUUCUAAAAGACUAAAAAAAAGCAAAAGAAAAAAGACCGUGCCGAACAGGACAUUGCACCCCUGACCCUGCAAAAGCAUGAGUAGUGUACUGAAACUAUAUUUAUAUGUAUUGUACAUACAUGUCACUGUUUUGUGGUUGCGUCAUGGCUUCUGCAGAAAAGAAAAACAACACUAACAUGAAUCAAACGACAGCCAGAAUCCAGAGCUCUGAAUUAGUAAUUGUUUUUGCUUUCCUUUAAUCUUCCCAAGGGAGUCACACCGUGGCUGGUAGCCUGAAACCCCCCAGAGAGUAAAGCUGUUGGUUAUUGUUGCUUUAUUUUGGUGUUGCCUUGCAAGAGGGUAUGAUAUCAGCGGGUGGUCACUUGUUGCACUCAUGCUGCUGAGCAUCAUCAUCAUCAUCAUCAUCAUCAUCAUCAUCAUCAUGGUCAAGUGCGGCGCCCCCGACCCACCAACAGCCACACGUCUCCCCGGACACGAGAGGGAGAAGCUGAAUGAGAACGAAUGAGGCUCAGGUGGAUCGGAGGAGGGACAGGCCUGCUCGGGGAUCCCACGCCUCCGACCUUCCCUCUGAGCACGGGACGGGAUUCUGCAGGAGAGUCUCCACGAGCUCCGUCACCUGGAGCCUCCGCCUCUCCUGACAGGCUCCGCCUCCUGCAGGUCUACUGAGAGUGUAAACAGAAUGCAGUCAUGUUUUUAUUAUUUUUAUUAUUUUAUUUCCUUCUUUAUUUUGUUUUUGCCGGGAUUCUUUAACAUUGUUUAUAUUUUGUGUAUAAUAGCCUUUGGUGCCUCAAGCUUUUAUUCAUUCCUUUAUCAGAAAUGUACAACUUUAUAUCAUCUUUUGAAUUAUUGGAAUGCUGUUUGUUUCAGAUGGGUAAGCUUCGAAGAAAAAGACACACAUUGCGCACUGUUUUUCACAUGAAGUGUUUGGGGGUUUUUUUUCCAGGAUGAUGAAAUAGCACGUAGCAUCCAUCACGACUGUGAUGCUGCUCGUGGUUUUUGAAGAAGCUCAUUGUCGGCGCAGCGUUGUCACAAAUAUGCUACUUGUUCGUCCUGGACACCUGGUGCAGGAUGUUUAUUGUACAGUGUUGUCAGUUCACUGCAUGUUCACACUUUAUUACUCAUGGAUUUCUUAAAUAUUGAAGCUAAGCAUUGGUUUGAGCGAGUGUAUCAGAUGCUGAACAUCCAGUUUUACAGAUUAAAGGGGCACCGUGUAGUUCUGGAGAAGAAAUUCAAACGCAGAGUUUAAAUGUUUAUGAUAUUAGUGAGGUUAUUUUACAAACUCAGAAAUAUUUAUGUUUGGCAUAACUGAGUAAACAAGCCAGUCAGAAGACUGUGUGAUGCUAGAAAGAUGGCAGGGUCCGCCACAUAUAAACAAAGUAUAAAUUGAGUUGUUCUUUGAGGUCAGUUUGUUUGUUCAGUUUAUUCAGUCAUGGAAGGAAAAGACAGUUUGUUUACUUAGUUUGUUUAAGAAUAAAAAUGUAAAAUGUCUUCCCCAAAAACUCCACAGUGCUCCUUUAAGGCCGACUGCGUUAAACAGUUGCAUUACACUGCUUUUUUUUUUUUUUUUUACACCUCGUUUCUCGUCUUAAACAUCCAGAAAACGUGUUACAGUGCAACAAAAGCUCAAGUUGACUAACACAGUCUGAUACGGCCAGUUAUGUCACAUUCCAUAUCAGAUGGAGCAAAAGAAAGUGGAGCAGCAGGUCGCCGUAGUUUAUUCACAUCCUCACGUUUCUUAUAUUCAGAUUGCCUUUUCAGACGGAGUCGGUGCUCUGCGAGGCGAUACUUCUUUUUCUUUAACGUUAGAAAUAUGCAUGAAUGAUUGAUGUGAAAAACCAACAUUUUGUUGUGAUGUAGCAGCAACCACAGGCGGACGGAAGACGACUCGUUCCCGCGCGGUUUCUGUCCGAUUGUACAGCUCAUCUCACCGUUCUAAAGAAAUGGAUGCACAUCUGUAUAGAUUAUAUUGGUGCUAUCUGAUAGCAGGUCAACAGCAGCUCAGUUGAUGCGCUCUACCAGUGGCAAGAACUACACAACAGGUUUCUUUAUUGUUGUUGGGUUUUUAUUAAUAUUUUUUUUUAUGUAUGUAACAAUUUAAAGGGUUUUUUGUGCGUACAUUUGUGUAUUUGUCUCAGUAUUUUAAGUGGUACAUUAUUUAUUUUUCUAUGAUUUUCUUAAAUGAAGGCAUUGUGGUUCUAAACAGCAUUCCUUUCACUCGUCUUUCGAUGUCAGUUUCCGCUGCGUCGCUGUUGGUUUUAAUGAAGAAUUCUGCCGUCGUGGGGAAAAAAAAAAAAGUUAUGCAAAAAGCCGACGCAGUGUGAGGGGAAGGUGGACAUUCACAAACUACAGACCGCUCGGUGCGUUUCUCUCUGUGCAUUUACUUCAGCUCAUAGGCCUUACAACGGAACACAUCUGCUUUUUUAUUUAAUUUUGUGUGUUGGAAAAAGGCGAACUAUGACAACAAAGUACUGAUGGCCUGAAUGUUGACGGGCCCAGCCAAUGCAACUGCGUAACAGUCAAACAUCACAGCUUUGUAUCACGCUCUCUCUACUCUCUCUUCUCUCUGUCGCUCUCUCUUUACAUUGAAUGUAGUUUGAUAUAUGUAUAGUGGAUUAUUAAUGUACUGUUUAAAAAAAAAAAAAGUGUGCUCAUUUGACAAGAAGUGCAAUUUAUACUUUGGUUGAUGUGCGUAGCAUCAAACGCGGCUGGUGGUGGUUUCUAUAUCUCCGUGUGCUCAGUCGUGCUGCCCUGUGUACCACUACCUGGAAACAACAUGCGUGUUUACCACCACACAAAGAAAAACACAUGUACACAGCUUUCAUUCAAAAUAUCAACUUCUGAUUGGUUUCCUCAAAUACGUCCCUCCCUCCACUCAUGUUGUCACGUUAUUUCCAUUACUUAUAUUCACUAAAUAGUUUUGUUCUUUUUUAUUUUGUGUUUUGAUUUCCAGCCUUUGUUACAGCGUUUGUUUUCACAGACUGCUGUAUCUUUAGCAUGAGCAGCUAAUUUUUUAAAAUCGAUUUAUCUUUUUUUUUAUUGGACUGUUUUUAUUUUCUGUUUGUUUGUUGUGUUUAAUUGUUCAAGUGUCACAUUUUGUGUAUUCUGCUGUUAGCAGAAGUGCCAAAACAUUUAUUCCAUAUCAGUAUUAUCAGAGCUGAUGAGGGGGCUCACUGAUGGCGCCACGCUGAAGAGCUCUGAGUCCAGUUUUCCUCCAGCAUGCACCCUCGAGCCACACCGCACUGUCAGAUUAAAAGUGCUGGUGUUGGAUAUUUGACAAACUCACUCUCAGACUCUCUGAUCAGAACUCGGACACUCCCACACAGUCUGUUCCCUCUGAUGCACCACAGCCUUACUGGAAUAUGACUAUUUUUUGCCACAUACUCUCAAGUACCGUUUGACAUUUUCUUUGAAGACCCUCGUGUACACACACUACUUUUAUUUCAAGGUGACAUUUCAUAUGACUGUACUGUUGGAGCCAAAUAAACACAGUCUUUCAAAUACA
Messenger RNA from Acanthopagrus latus (yellowfin seabream), 6446 nucleotides. RefSeq names its product collagen alpha-1(XXV) chain. NCBI's taxonomy places the organism in Eukaryota, Metazoa, Chordata, Actinopteri, Spariformes, Sparidae. The transcript is spliced from 38 exons. The record is from RefSeq and is a predicted model, not a curated record. The coding region runs from base 420 to 2492 and encodes 690 amino acids.